AUGGAAUCUAAAAAAAAUAUAGAAGUACUUACAAAAGAUCAACAGACUUCUCAUAUAUCAGAAAAUACAACAACGAAACGUUGUCGUAUUUGUAUGUCAUUUAAAGAUUGGAUGCAACAACAGGGUGCUACUUUGCCUAAUAAAUAUAAUGUUUCAUCUGAUAUAAAUGGGGCUAAAUGGGCUGAUUGUCCUCCAGAUUCAGAGGCUUUGGGUCGUGCAACAUGGACUCUACUUCAUACAAUCUCUGCAAAUUAUCCUGAGUCGGCAACUGCAGAAGAACAAUCUGAGAUGCGUAGUUUUUUAAUGAUUUUUGCAAAACGUUAUCCAUGUUUUUAUUGUGCUAAAGAUUUUCGUGAAUGGAUGCAUCAAGAUGAGAAUCGAGCAAUGGUAGGUGGCAGAGAAGAACUAUCAUUAUGGAUGUGCCAAGCACACAAUGAAGUGAACCGAAAACUAGGUAAACCAAUUUUUGAUUGUAGCAAAUGGAAAGAGCGGUGGUUAGAUGGAUGGAAGGAUGGUCGUUGUGGGUAG
This is a messenger RNA of Pneumocystis jirovecii RU7, 528 nucleotides long. RefSeq lists its product as uncharacterized. Bases 1 to 528 code for a protein of 175 amino acids. Lineage: Eukaryota; Fungi; Ascomycota; Pneumocystomycetes; Pneumocystales; Pneumocystaceae. Gene Ontology annotation, cellular component: mitochondrion. Gene Ontology annotation, molecular function: flavin-dependent sulfhydryl oxidase activity; flavin adenine dinucleotide binding. The record is from RefSeq and is a predicted model, not a curated record. The transcript has a single exon.